AUGAUGACAGAAUAUUUUAGAAAGGUAUUUCUGCAAGGCAUUUUCAUUGAAAAAGGUCUGGCUGUGAGAGAAAUGUGCUUGUUUCUAAAUCUAACCCUACUAACAGUUUACGACCUUCUUUUUGUGUGUGUUUCUCUUUCUCUUCCAGUGCCACCUUGGGCCUUAAUAGCCAUAGCCAUAGUUGCAGUCCUAUUAAUCCUUACCUGCUGCUUUUGUCUCUGUAAGAAAUGCUUGUUCAAAAAGAAGAAUAAGAAGAAGGGAAAGGAGAAGGGAGGAAAGAAUGCUAUUAACAUGAAAGAUGUUAAAGAUUUAGGGAAAACCAUGAAAGACCAGGCUCUUAAGGAUGAUGAUGCUGAGACUGGGCUGACUGAUGGGGAAGAGAAGGAAGAACCCAAAGAAGUGGAGAAGUUAGGGAAAAUCCAAUAUUCUUUGGAUUAUGACUUCCAGAACAAUCAGCUUCUGGUUGGAAUUAUUCAAGCAGCUGAGCUGCCUGCAUUAGAUAUGGGUGGUACAUCCGAUCCCUAUGUGAAAGUUUUCCUGCUGCCUGACAAGAAGAAGAAAUAUGAAACAAAAGUCCACAGAAAGACCCUUAACCCUGUUUUCAAUGAGCAAUUUACGUUCAAGGUGCCAUACUCCGAACUGGGUGGAAAAACUUUAGUGAUGGCAGUUUAUGACUUUGAUCGUUUCUCCAAACAUGAUAUCAUUGGAGAGUAUAAGGUUGCGAUGAACACAGUGGACUUCGGCCAUGUCACUGAGGAAUGGAGGGACUUGCAAAGUGCAGAGAAGGAAGAGCAAGAAAAACUGGGUGAUAUCUGCUUCUCUCUCCGUUAUGUGCCUACUGCUGGCAAACUGACUGUUGUCAUUCUGGAGGCAAAGAACCUGAAGAAGAUGGAUGUCGGUGGACUAUCGGAUCCCUAUGUGAAGAUCCAUCUGAUGCAGAAUGGUAAGAGGCUGAAGAAGAAAAAGACUACAAUUAAAAAGAACACUCUGAAUCCCUACUACAAUGAGUCUUUCAGCUUUGAAGUACCAUUCGAGCAAAUUCAGAAAGUGCAAGUUGUUGUGACUGUUUUGGACUAUGACAAGAUUGGCAAGAACGAUGCCAUCGGGAAAGUCUUUGUGGGCUACAACAGCACUGGAGCGGAGCUGCGGCAUUGGUCAGACAUGUUGGCCAACCCCCGGCGGCCCAUUGCACAGUGGCACACCUUACAGCCCGAGGAGGAGGUAGAUGCCAUGCUGGCAGUCAAGAAGUAAAUUAAAUGAAAUGAAAUAAAAUUAAAUUGAAUUAGGAAGAAGAAAAUGAGGAAGAAGAAGAAGCCUUUCUGCAUUUGCCCACAUAGUGCUCUUUAGCCAGUAUCUGUAAAUACCUCAGUAAUAUGGGUCCUUUCAUUUCCAGCCAUGUGUUCCUGACACAGAUCAGUUGUACUUUUAAAUGCCCAUUUUAAUUUGCACAAAUUUAAAUGUAGAGAGCCCUCUAAAGGCGCUUCAUUUCACCACUGCCCCCCAGAUCUACUCUUCUUUUAAGCAAUAUGAUGUGUAGAUAGAGCAUGACAGAAAUUAUUUAUUGUAUCACACAGUUGUAUAUAUACACCAGUAUGCUGAGAAUUUAUUUCUAGUUUGUGUAUUUGUAUGUUGUAAGCGUUUCCUAAUCUGUGUAUAUCUAGAUGUUUUUAAUAAGAUGUUCUAUUUUAAAUUAUGUAAAUUGACUGAGAUAUAGGAGAGCUGAUAAUAUAUUAUAGGGUAACUACUGUAUCGUCUGCAUUCCAGAAAAAAACAAAAAUCCAACUUGUAAGGCACUAGUAGUGUUACACUGACAUCUUAAAGGACAACUUAAAUCUGAGCUUUCAACUGGAUCAUCCUAAUAACACGCUACGCGUCCACAGUGAAUCUUGGAGGGGCAAAUCCAUUUGGGUAGACUUCUUUCACAGGCAACUUAGCAUGAUCUGAGGAGCUCCAUGGCUGAGCUCAAGAAGAUGUAGCCAGGAUAUGAUUUCUUUGUAUAUAUUCCAAAGCAAACACAUAACAGACUGGAAUGGCUUUAGAGUGAAAGUUGGGGAAGCAGUUCCACAGGAGGCAACGAUUUUAUCUAUCAUACUUUGAUAUCUUAUCAAAGUAAGACCAUUGCAGGGAGAGGAAAGAAGGGAUGAGGGAGACGCAGCAGUAGCGAAAUGCUGCCAUGAAAACAAGAGUAGCUCUCCGUUAUCAAUCAAUCAUCACCUUUAUACAAAAUUUGCAUACUGUGAAUUCCAUCCACAAUUUUACAUUAUAAUGAGUUUGCACAUUAGACUUUGUAACAAAAUAUUUUAUUAUACUAACUCAGAUUAGAAGGAAUGCAGAAUAUUUUUUAGACACAGCUGUGUGAGUUUAUUAUACAAACUAGUUUCAUGGUAAACAGACAGUAUUGUAAUCCCAUCAGAAGAUGACAAAAUUUAGCCAUAGUUCUAAAUGCACUUCAAAGUAAGCCAAAAGAGAACAGCUAGUGACCUUUUAUAUACUAUUUAUACUUAAGUUUUAAUUUGUCCUUU
This is a messenger RNA of Nestor notabilis (Kea), 2522 nucleotides long. Its product is annotated as synaptotagmin-1. The coding region runs from base 1 to 1251 and encodes 416 amino acids. Gene Ontology annotation, molecular function: syntaxin binding; calcium ion binding; clathrin binding. Gene Ontology annotation, cellular component: synaptic vesicle membrane; axon; dense core granule. The record is from RefSeq and is a predicted model, not a curated record. Gene Ontology annotation, biological process: regulation of dopamine secretion; calcium ion-regulated exocytosis of neurotransmitter; regulation of calcium ion-dependent exocytosis. Lineage: Eukaryota; Metazoa; Chordata; Aves; Psittaciformes; Psittacidae. The transcript has 7 exons.